CUUUUAAAAAACAGUACACUUCAAUACAGCAGUAAACCGGUGCAGCGGCGGCGGCGGCGGCGGGCGGGUAUGAAGAGUGUGAAACAUGGUUCACUACGGAAAUAAAUAACGGUACCGGGGCGACAUUAUUUAAACCAAAGAGGAGGCCACAAAACACGGCGAGAAAAGAGGAGGCGGAUAUUUGAAGAGAAGAUAAACUGGGUUACAGCUAGCUAAAGUCAGUGCCACACGUUUCAGUGUUGAUGUUGGUAUUUGGACACGAAUACCUGCCGAAAACAGUCCCGAGUUCCUUUAUUGAGGCUCCUCUGUCCUUUGUGACCCCCCUGACACAGAGAGGAUGGUGAUGGAAGAGGGGGGUCAGAGAGACAGAGGGAGGGCGACUCCAGGAACGUCAGCGGCAGAGGGGAGGCAGGUCUUUGUGGAGCUCGCGGAGCAGAACUUUGACGCCAUUUGUCUGUCAACAUAUCGAACAGCCUGCAAGCUCCGAUUCAUACAGAAGAGAUGCAACUUGCAUCUGAUCGACAUAUACAAUGUUAUCGAGGCUGUGCGGGACGCAGGUCUGAACGCUGUAGAGCUGAACGCUGGCAUCUCCAUGACGAGACUGGAGAACUUGGUGUCCUCCCUGUUCAAUCAGCUCAGCAAGCGCCUGCCCACCACACACACCAUCAACCCGCGGGAGAGCGCCGCCAUGCUAGUCGAAUUUUUACUGGCCGCCGUUGACAGUGAGCCAGACAGCCGACUGACGGUGCUUUCUGUCAAGGCGAUGUUGGCCAUGCUGUGUGGAGGGAAACUGGUAGAUAAACUCCGCUAUGUGUUUUCUCAGGUGUCUGACUCCAGCGGCGUGUUGGUGCAGUCCAAGUUUGACGCUUUUCUGAGGGAGGCUCUCAAACUGCCCACUGCUGUACAUGAAGGACCGUCCUUUGGCUACACACACAACUUAGCACACUCAUGCUUCCCACAACAGAAGAGAGUGAUGCUCAAUAUGUUCCUGGACAUUGUAGCUGACCCCCCUCAGUGUCUUGUCUGGCUGCCUCUCAUGCACCGCCUGGCCAACGUGGAGCAUGUCUAUCAUCCUGUCUCAUGCUCCUACUGUCGUAGCAAUGGCAUGACGGGCUUCCGCUAUCGCUGCCUCCGUUGCCGCGGUUACCAGCUCUGCCAGAACUGCUUCUGGCGUGGCAACGCCAGCAGCUCUCAUAGCAACCAGCAUCAGAUGAAGGAGCACUCGUCCUGGAAGUCUCCGGCGACGAAACUUGGCCGAGCCCUGAGCAGGACUCUGGGCUGUGUGUCGUCCAGAGAGCCCCCACAUCCAAUUUACCCAGAAGAACCUGAGAGGACUCUGAACCUCACCAACAUCGUCCCCCCUCGCCCUAUUAGACUCACCAAUGAGGCCAUGUUGCUGUCCUCAUCAGCGCCCGAGUCCUCCAAGAGCUUGGCAGCCGCUCAGCGUAUGAAUGAGGAACACGCUCUGAUCGCUGCGUAUGUGAAUCGCCUCCAGGACAGACCAUGUAAUGUGGACAGUCCCAGCAGGCAAGAUGAGGAGCACAAACUGAUCGCCCGCUACACCUCCAGGCUGGCACAGACUGAUGGCGCAGGAGUGAUACCUAACCGGAGCAUCAACUUUGAUGCGAACAAGCAGAAGAGGGAGCUCAUCGCUCAGCUGGAGAGCAAAAACAGAGAGAUCUUGGCAGAGAUCAGACGUCUCCGUGCAGAGCAUGACGCAGCGUGCCAUGCCAGCCCGGAGAAGGGCAGCACCAACCCGACUCUGCUGGCCGAGCUUCGUCUGCUCAGACAAAGGAAAGAUGAGCUGGAGCAGAGGAUGUCAUCUCUGCAGGAGAGCAGGAGGGAGCUGAUGGUACAACUGGAGGGGCUGAUGAAGCUGCUCAAGGAUGAGGAACAGCGACAGGCAGCGCAGGCAGCUGGCUCUUCUCACGCCUCCCCUUCGCGCCCCAGCCCAUCGGCCGUCCGCUCUGUAGGUGCUGCAUCUCCCCAGGCUCACCUGUACCCUCCUCAAGAUUCACUCGCUGGCGUGGGUGGUGACGUACAAGAAGCGUUUGCCCAAGGCCCACGAAGGAACCUGAGGAACGACCUUCUGGUAGCAGCCGACUCCAUCACCAACACUGUGUCCUCACUGGUCAAAGAGCUCCACUCUGAUGAUGUUCCAGAGGAAGAGGAGAGACUUCUGAACGGAAAGGAUCGAGACAGACAGACAGGCAGACAGGAGACCAGGGUUCAGCCCCACGUUCAACACACAGGUUAACAUGAUCGCAGGGCUAACAAAAACGGCAGAGUGAUGUUUCGUCACAACCAAAGAAGACUGACCCUGCUGGGAUUAGAAAUUAUCUUCUCGCAUUUCGUUAGCCAAUGGGGAUUAGAGCUCCACUGCCAAUCAGCCAAUCAUGAUGCUGGACACCAAAUGACCGCCGGGUCCCUACUGAUGCAUAGCUGUGAUUCUGUGUGUGUCUUGUCACUGUGGUUUUUAAAGUUUUGAUUUGAUUUGAUCGUGCAUAGCUAAACCAGGAAUCUGAAACCUGCUGACUUGUACUGUAGCGUGUGCGUGUGCUGCGUUUUCGAGAUGCCCGAGGGUCGAGAAAGUGAGAGGGACAUUGUGAAGAGACAGAAGGACGUAGGACGUAUUCAGGAAAUCUGUGAGGGAUAAAAUUUGCAGUAACGUUUCAGGAUGGAGAUACGGGAUGUAACUACGUCGGACAGAAACAGUGGCGGGAAAAAGAAGCAAGUUUUUUAAAAAAAAGAGGACAAGCGAGUUGUAAUGUUUUAAGUUUCGGCACUGUGUGCUUAGUAUUUAUUGCUUUGAUUUUCGAUUUUGCUGUUUAUUCAUUCAGUCUGAGUUUUCAUGUGUACACGAGUGUGGUCAGGCCCUGCUGAGACGAUAAGCUUUAAUGGGACGUUUCCUGCUGUAUCCAGUCCAGCCUGGCCCCUUUCCCACCCCCACCCUCCCCCCUCCCCCUCUGGCUGUGGUGGAGAUCCUGGGUGGGAAGUUGAAGGUCCCAGUCCUGGUCCAGGUGUCUGAAACCUGGAUGAGAUUAGUGCCAUGGGUGCUGGUAUGAUCGCGAUUGUGUGUCGAGGUACUGCAGUGGGACUCCAAAGAGGAAUACCAGUCAAAGAAGACAUAGUUGAUUACUUGUGUGUCUGUGUGUGUGUGUGUGUGUGUGUGUGUGUGUGUGUGUGUGAGUGAGGGACAGAGGACUAUGAGACCAUUUCCUUAGACUGGUUCAGUGUAGCAGCACAGAAACACAGUGUGUGGAGAAGGGGGCUCUGAAAGUAUUUUUCCCUAUUUUUUAAAAAAAAUUACAAACCUGAGAGGUCAAAAUAUGGUUGAAAUAAUAACAGAAAAAUCUGUUAGACAAAAUUGUUUAUUUUCUCUAAAUUCUCCCCACUUUUUUGCUUUCACCUCUUGAGGACUGUAGCCUGUUUACUGUGUUUCAAUAGAAGAACUUACGCAUGGAGAAAUGGCGUAAACAGAAACCCUUAAGACUUCAAUGCUAAUGCAGUUUCUCCUUUACCCCUCUGAGUCCCGCAACAAGAGGAACAUAAGCUCACAAACAGAGAGAAAACGCUUAAAGAACAGAAAAACAUCCGCAUUCAUUUACAUUUUCAUUCAUUUAUUCACUCAGCAUUUGUCCAGAUGAGGUCCAGAUCCAAGCCACAUUAGAUCAGAGUCGUUAGCGAUAAAUGCUGCAGUUUCGGUUCCAGUAAACAUGCUUCAUCACCGGGUCGUGGACACCACAUACUCGUAUGCAGAGAGUGUGUCUAAAUACUACCAUACCCACAAUCCUCCUGCGCACUGCGGAACAAACCAACGAGAGGUGUGAAGCAGAGAUGCAGAAAAUAUUAAGCAUUUUGUUGUUGCAAUCAGGAACAAAAUGCUGUUGCUGAGUUCAUCCAAAAUGGGCUUAAGCAGAAUUUUAAGUUCUGCGACAGGUCGUUUCUCACUGCAGUGCACCUUGAGAGUUUUAGUUGACUUUUUAAGUUUUUACAAACAUGGUCUGGAAAAGCUGUCCAGCUUAAAUUACCUUCAUCCAUGCAAAAAGUGAAUCAGACUUUUAUUUUCUAAACACUUCCUGCCCAGAAUUACUCCUCACACUUUCAUAGUCUUGAAUGCCUUUCAGACUUUGUGUAACAUGCAAGGCAUUGUGGGAGUUGAAGUUCUCUGUGGAGGUCAAGCAGCAGCCCAAAAGCCUUCAUGCAAAUCACACAGGACCCAAAGUGACUUACUGAGCUUGAGUCAGGUCAGAUUUAUUUUCACAUAACACAUGUGAGAUAAUUUCAUGAAAAAUACUGUUUUCAAACCCACUUUAGCUCUUCAGGGCCUUCAUUUGUGCUCGCAGGAAGCUGCACUGAACUGUGUUGUACGUGUUUGGGUCGGUCACACGGUUUGGUUUUUCCUCCAGACGUGUUCGGCCCUCCGCAUCGUUUGACCGAGCGCUUGUGACUGAGGUUAUCACGUUUUCGGAUUGAAUGAUUGACUGACGGUGUGAGUGACUGAAUAAAGCUCGUGUUGCGGCGUGUAUGUGGGAAAGAGAGAGCAAGAGACACCAAGACUGACGAGGACGGACGCGUCCUGACACGAAGCCUUUAACGCCUUCAGCCUGAACCUGCUGGAGCUGACGGUGCAUGUGAAAAGUGUUGAUCUGUGCUUCAUCUGUAAUAAAUAAUAUUGAACAUCAAA
Molecule: messenger RNA, 4687 nt
Organism: Scatophagus argus
Lineage: Eukaryota; Metazoa; Chordata; Actinopteri; Scatophagidae
Gene: dtnba
Product: dystrobrevin, beta a
Exons: 24
Coding region: 338-2257 (639 amino acids)
Biological process (GO): synaptic signaling
Cellular component (GO): synapse; plasma membrane
Molecular function (GO): zinc ion binding
Source: RefSeq, a predicted model, not a curated record